AGAGUCGGAGGGCAAAGGGCUGAAGUUGGGUAAAGGGGCUGGGAGGUGGCGCGCGCCGGGGCGCGGGGGGUGUCCGGGAGGUGAACAUCGGCCUCCCGCGGCCUCCUCCCAAUCCUAAUUUCUUGCCUAAGCUUGCCCUUCAACUUCUCAACUGCCCCGGGGACCAGUGCAGGUCAGGCUUGUGCUUAAUCGUUCCCAAAUCCAGGACCUGGGUCCGGAGAAAGGAGGGGACCGAGGGUGUGGGGAGGGACGCUGUCACCUGAGACCUUAGUGCUGAUGUUCCUGUUUCCAUCUAAUCGCCGAAGACACCGCUUCCCCACCCCUGGUUCAGCUGGGUUGUAGAAGGCUUGUUUCCACCUUCGUGCUGAGUAAUGGUCUGCUCAAGAAAGUGAUAGUAAUGAUGAAGGCGUUGUGAGAUUGAUCAGGUUAAAGAAAAAAUUAAACUUUUUAUCAGUGGGUUAAUAAAAUAUUCCUUCAUUCAAAGUAGAACAGAGGAUUGAAAAUUGGGAGGCUUUCUUGAUUUUUUUUACCCCCUCUCAUUUAGGUGCCCCAAGCCCCCAAGCCUUGCCGCUGCCAAACUUCUGUACUCGCUUUAUUAUUUCGCUUUAUUUUAGUUCCUUAGAGGACUGAGGAGAGACCAAAAUGGACUGAUUUGGCAGUACUGUUUGCUGUGUGAGGGUGUGGUACUAAAUAUUUCUCCAAGGUCAGAGCAAGCCAAAAUGAAUCCUUUUCCUUCUCAGGCUCUUGCCCCACCCAUAAAAGUUGUUCAGCUUCUUUGGAAAUUUUGACUGUUCAAGGCACAUAUAUUGUGUGGCUAAAUGAUAUCUAGUAAGUGGUUAAGCCUUAGAUUUUAAGGUAAAGGUAAUUUGGUCUCACUGAAAUUAUUUGCUAAAUAGUUUGCUUCCUGCAUAUUCUGGAAACAGGAAUUUUUAAAUAGUGACAUUUUGCAACAGUAUAAAAAUGGCUUUCCCACUAUGCUGUAAGUUUGAGUAAACAUGUUCAAAAUCUGAACCACAGUGUGGUUUUUUGGUUAUAAUUUUGUGUUUUCCUGGUCUUGGAGACUUAAUACUCAUACAAAAACAGGACUGGGAUAAAUUCAAGUUUCUGAAUUUUCAUAAAUGGUAACUCAAAAUAUGCUUCAUAAGAUUUACAUUAUUUCUGUUAACUUUUUCUAAACCUAUUUUGUGGUUAGCUACUAAAUCUAAAACUUACAUUGUCGCUGGAAGAAAGAUUUAGUAGUAUAUUAUAAUAUGUUCUCUAAACCAAAUCUCUACUUGACCUUUUUUAUCCAACACCUCGACUCGACGGCAGUGGGCUUGGUUUUUUUGGUUUAUCCAACACCUCUGCUGUGUUACUGCAUAAAAGACAAGAUGUUAAGACCCAGUUAUAAAUAUUUAACUGUGCCCUAAAUCUCUUCUGAAACCACUGAAUUUUGUUGCCAAAGACUGGCUGAGUUGGGCUCUCCAUACUAUUUACAAUAAGGCUUUUUUUUUUUUAAAGCUAUCUAGUCUUAACUAGGUUAGAUUUUUGGAUAUAAAUUUUAUUUACUUUAAAAAUGUUUACUAAAGAACCUCAGAAGAUUAGAGAAAUGCAUCUUAAAUAAUUAAAAAUAAAUAUAUUACAAAGAUUAUACAAACAUAAACUGGAGGUUGCUAGUGUGAUUCAGUAUUGAAAAUAAACCAUGCCAUAAUCCUUACUCUGUUGGAAUACAUAUUAAGAAAUCUUUUUUCCAAAGAGCAAAAUUAUCAAUGUUUCCUCUCCUCUCCAUUAAGCUGAUUAAUAAACAAUGUUAUAAUUACUCUUAUUUGACGAAAAAGAGCAGGAUAAUACAUAACAGUCUACAUAUAUAUCUCUGAAUGAGUUCCUGGGUGGUGCAGAUGGUUACGCACUCAAUUACUAACUGUAAACUAACAAAGUCUGGAGGUUCAAACUCACCCAGAGGCGCCUCAAAGGCAGGCCUAGCAAUUUACUUCCAGAAGGUCGCAGCCUUGAAAACCCUGUGGAACAGUUCUACUCUGCACACACGGGGGUCGUUAUGAAUCGGAAUUGACCCAACGGCAACAACUACAUGUAAAUAUACAUAUAAAUAUAUGUACACACAUAUAUAUGUCCUGUUUAGCCAGGGAUGGUAUUAUCAUGACACGAAUGUUUGUUAAGAACAUGCUGAAGCAAAGAGCUAGUUUGAUUUCCUGUCCACCAGUUAGAGUAUCUGUGUCACUUUCAUUAUCUCUCUAUUUACUUAGCCUCUAUUAUUGUUUCCUGGCCAUAAGAAUAAUCUGUUUUUCCAAAAAGUUUUCUUUCCAUAAUGCUUGUUGAGUGGUUGCCAGGCUUGGCCGUGAAGCUCGGUGAGGAGGCACGGAAUUAUUACAGGAGUCAUCGUAUGCUCACCGUGAUACCUGUACACCAACUAAAUAAAGCUAGUGAGUGUUUUGAUGUCGAAGAGAGGGGUAUGUGUUCUCUGAAAUAGUGGUUUCCGGAGUGAGAUGAUGUACCACAAAGGAUGUAAAAGGUGAUUAGCUGGAGUUUAGGAAGAAAUAGUAUACCUUUUAUUUACAUUUUUCACUUAAAAAUAUAAAAUAAUAUUAAAACUAUUUUUUUAAUCUAGAAAGACACCAGCGUCUCCAGUCACUGGAUGUGUCAGCUGGUCACAAGUCUUCUGAAAGAACAGGAUGUUCACAUGUGAAAAAGUUGAUAGCUGCUUCCUUAUUUGUUGAUUUACUUUUGUUAUAUUGUGAUGUAUGGAAGUUUACUGAUGCUGGGUUAAGAUAUAUAUUAUCCAGUUUCAACUGAACUAACCUUCACCAAAAAGUCAAGUGGCUUUAAAAGAUUCCUUUCAAUGAAAUUGCAAAUUGAAGAUAGUAUUAAUUAUGCAGUCAAAAGUAAACAGCACCAAAAAAAAAAGGCGGAGAUGACACUUCGAGUAUAAACUGUCAGCCAUACUAUGACAUAAAAAAAAAAAUGGAUUUCUUUAGAUAUGCGAAGUAAUCAAAAAAUGCCAAAUUUUAAAGAAGACUGUUUGAAAUCCUAUUUAAUCUCAGGUAUUAACAAAAAUCCCCUAGCUAAGUGUGUAUAUUGUUCUUGAAAUAUUAGCUAAUGAUAGGAUAUGGUCAUCCCAGUUAGCAAGACAUUUAAUAAAAAAUAUUUUCCAGCGUGUGAAGACAAGCUAGUACACAUUUUUUCUUUUUGUCUUUUUUGUAUUCUUUUUUUGUUGUUGUUGAAAGUCAAUCUUGUACUUGGCAGAACUUCUCUAAAUUUAAUGAUGACUAUUUAAGAAUUUUUUUGGCAAGCUCAUAGUCUAAGUUGAUAAAAGUCCUCAUAUCAUUCACGGAAACCUCUUUCUCACAGUGGCAUAUGGUUUAUAAAUAGAUAUAUGUACGUACAGUAUAUUUGUGCACAUUACCAAAAAUGUUUUACUAAAGGGGUGAACAGUCAGAAACAUUUGAAAGCCACAGUUCUAAAAAAUUGGGACCUUUAAUUAAAAAAAAUUUUUUACGCUUCUCCAAUAAAAAUCAGUUACGUUUGCACCUUUCAUCCUUCCUUCGUAUGCCUCAGAAUUCCCAUUGUUCUCCUUUUAAUAUUCCCUGUUGUUAUUAGGUGCUAUCAAGUCGAUUUUCGACUAACAGGAACCCAGUGUGACAGAGCAGAACUGUAAGAGGUGGUUUUAAGGAAAAUGAAAUGAGGGCUCAGACAUGUGAAUGUAGUGAGUAGCUUCUCAGUAACCUGAUAUGAGUACAAACAAAGCUUCUGUACACCUUGAACGUAAUCUGGUUUUCUGGCAGACCUUGACUUCAGAAUACUCGGUGGUUGCUGUAUAUGGAACGUUAUCUGAUUUGCUUUCUGUGGCCAGCAGUAAGCUUGGCAUAAAAGCCACCAGUGUGUAUAAUGGGAAAGGUGGACUGAUUGAUGAUAUUGCUUUGAUCAGGGAUGAUGAUGUUUUGUUUGUGUGUGAAGGAGAACCAUUUAUUGAUCCUCAGACAGAUUCUAAACCACCUGAAGGACUGACAGGAUCCCACACAGACUGGCUAACAUUAAAUGUUGGAGGGCGGUACUUUACAACUACACGGAGCACUUUAGUGAAUAAAGAACCUGACAGUAUGCUGGCCCACAUGUUUGAAGACAAAGAUGUCUGGAGAAAUAAGCAAGAUCAUAGAGGAGCUUACUUAAUUGACCGAAGCCCUGAGUACUUUGAACCCAUUUUGAACUACUUGAGGCAUGGACAGCUCAUUGUAAAUGAUGGCAUUAAUUUACUGGGUGUGUUAGAAGAAGCCAGAUUUUUUGGUAUUGACUCAUUGAUUGAGCACCUUGAAGUGGCAAUAAAGAAUUCUCAACCACCAGAGGAUCAUUCACCAAUAUCCCGAAAGGAAUUUGUACGAUUUCUGCUAGCCACCCCAACCAAGUCAGAAUUACGUUGCCAGUGUGCCAAUCUCCAGGGGGUUAAGAUGCUCUGUUCUAACGCUGAAGGAGCGUCCCUGAAAUUGUGUAAUUUUGAGGAUCCCUCUGGUCUUAAAGCCAAUUUAGAAGGUGCUAAUCUGAAAGGUGUGGACAUGGAAGGAAGUCAAAUGACAGGAAUUAACCUGCGAGUUGCUACAUUAAAAAAUGCAAAGUUGAAGAACUGUAACCUCAGAGGAGCGACUUUGGCAGGAACUGACUUAGAGAACUGUGAUCUGUCUGGGUGUGAUCUUCAAGAAGCCAACCUGCGAGGCUCUAAUGUGAAGGGAGCUAUAUUUGAAGAGAUGCUGACACCACUACAUAUGUCACAAAGUGUCAGAUAGAAUUUCAGGGGCUGGAGGAAGAUGUCCAGGAUGAGAAAUGUUUUCCUUAUCACUUUUCUUUCUCCACCCACUCAGUUGUCCCAGAAGAAAUAACUAAGGGACUAAGAAAAUUUUAGAAGAUUAUGCUUGUUCUCAGUGGUGCAUAAGGGGGAAAAAUGUCUUUUUUUCCACAUUCUGAUUAUAAAGGAGAAGCACUCAUGUAAUAGAUAUAGGGAAUUUAGAUUAUAUUGCUGCCUUUUGGGUGGGGUAAGGGGACAUGCCUGACUUUAUGACUGGGAAUAUUUGCGUUUAAAUAGGCAUGAUGUGGAAAUACCAUCUUGGUUUGAAAUGCAUUUGAAGAUUUUAAUUUAUGAAAAGCACAACAUAUGCAAUUAUAUUUAUUGAAUCUCUAGAUGCAGUAUGGAUAUUUAAAUUGUUAAAGUUUAUGAAAAUUUUGAAAAGGUUGUUCAGGUUUAUAAAUAGCUUUAGUGAUGCCUCCCCUACUUCAGAUACCUUCCAACCAUAUGCAUAUGGUGAGACUGCUCCCCAAGGCUCUCUUUUCAGGUUCAUUUUUAUAAUGUUUACUUUUUAGGGCAAAACAGUAGUUGAAUUAAAGAAAUCUCUCAUUCUUACUGAUGGAGACAGAGUGGAAGGAAAGACAGCAUUAUACAGGAUUUUCAUGCUUAAAAUACAGUGGAACUCUCCAGAUGGAGGAAGAAUUUACAUACAUACAACUUUUAAGUGAACGUCCUCACCUGAAAAACCGAAAUUCAUUGUAAGCAAGUUCUACUCAACACCAGACCAAGCAAUUUUAUGAAUUUAUACUACUAGACUAGUGAGCUCAUACACAGUCAAAGUAAGCACCAGAAGAUACUUUGGUACCAAAAAACCAAGGUGCGUCAUUAAUAUUCACUUAAUUGAAAUGCCAAAUAGGUUUAACAUGGCCAGUUUAGAAAUAGGUUAUUAAAUUCAAAUCCAUUGCAAUCAAAACUAUAAAAUAUGGAUGAGUAUGGCAAAGUCAUCUUUUAGAAGUCAGCAUAAUUAAUAUAAUUACAACUAAAGCCCUGCAGUGGGGAAUGAGAGAUUUAAACUGACAGGUUGAUUAUAGCCACCAAAUAUAUAAGUAAAUACAAAGGUAGUUGGUUGGUCCAAGAUGUAAUAUCAGUCAGCCAGCACCUCUGGUUCUUUUACUUUUAUUUACGGUUUUUUUUUUAACAAAUUUUAGCCCAGUUUUCUUGCGUUAUCUCCCUGCAGCAGCAGCAAUAGGGCCUGUCCUUCCUUACCAAUAACCCAGUGUCCUUACGUCCUCCCCAAGAGCAGGGAUGUUAGCUGUGUCCAAAUGGGCUCUGAGUUCUACAGACUCAUUAGUUUGAGGCAGUGAAUCAUUAAAAACCACCUUUGUCUCCUUGGGAGAGUGAUAUGUGCUCUAUAUUUAUGUAGUUUAUUCUUCUAUACAUACAUAUGCAAAGCUUUCCUUGAUAGUAAAGAGUACAUACGCAUAGUGGGAGAUUGGACCUUUACAGAUAAAGGAAAGCAACUUUAGAAAUGAAUUAUUUUCUUUGCUUUAUUAUUUUUACCAAGACAGAGAAGUAUUGAGAGAGAUCUAUUUUCAUAAUUAAUAUGUGCCUAAAUUAUAUUUAAAUCAUUUCACUCUGUACUAUAUUUUCAAUAGUUAUAGAAUGUGUUGUUCAUUCACUUAAAGGUACCUCUGUAGGUAUAACCUAAAACUGCAGAAAGAUCUGAGCGAUCUCAACAUGGUGUGCUUAGUAACUGAAGAUUUCUGAUAUAAUGUAUAUUGCAUUAAUAAACAAUAUGAAAUGUUGAAAA
Molecule: messenger RNA, 6578 nt
Organism: Loxodonta africana (African savanna elephant)
Lineage: Eukaryota; Metazoa; Chordata; Mammalia; Proboscidea; Elephantidae
Gene: KCTD9
Product: potassium channel tetramerization domain containing 9
Exons: 11
Coding region: 3726-4772 (348 amino acids)
Biological process (GO): intracellular signal transduction; protein homooligomerization
Molecular function (GO): protein binding
Source: RefSeq, a predicted model, not a curated record